This is a messenger RNA of Mycena citricolor, 1812 nucleotides long. The record is from the annotation of a GenBank genome assembly. Lineage: Eukaryota; Fungi; Basidiomycota; Agaricomycetes; Agaricales; Mycenaceae.
UCCUAGUAUAAAGACUGGAGUCGCGCCACCGAUGUCUUCUCACAUCUCAUUCACACCAAUCCAAUCCAGCCUCGACACACAAUGUCCUACUAUCAGUACUACCCUUCUGCUCAGCCCGCGUACUUCGCUGCCCCCAUCCCCGCUCCGGCUUUGUCAGCCCGUGACAAGUACCUCGCAGCUCUCGCACAGGCUGAAUCGGCGAAAGCCGAGUUCGAAGCUGCCGAGCGUCUGCAGCAGGAGGAAGCUGCCCUUCGUCAGCGGCUCGAGCAGAUCCAGCGCUGGCGCGGGGUUGCCCCAGCAUAUCCCCAGCACCCUGCUCCGUACUAUCCAUCCGUCGUUCCCGGCCAACUCCCGCUUCCGUUCAACGCUCCUCCAAUCCCUCAACAACCGGUCAUCGACAUUGAAGCCAUCCGGGCCGAGGAGCGUGCCAAGAUCCUCCGUGAGCAGCAGGAGAAACGAGAGUCAGAACGUCGAGCUCGGGCUGAGGCUGAGGCUCGAGCUGAGGAGCAGCGGGCUCAAGAGCAAGCUCGUGCGCGUGCUCUAGCUCUCCGACAGGAACAACUCGCACAACAGCAUCAGGCUCGACUGCGGUUCCUUGCCAGCAGAGGGAGUGGUAAUCCUUGCAACCCCGUGAGAUGUACUCCACCAUCGCAGCUCGACAACAGCACUGCUGUUAUCCAAGCCCUGUCUGCUCUGGGACUCCCCUGCGUACCUCAGCCGAAACAGCCGGCCCCUGCCCCUCGCCUCGAACGCAAGCCUGCCAUCAGGCGCCCGACGCAGGAUGAACCCAUUGUCUCUGAGCCGGCCAAAGCUCAGCCUGCGCCUACACCUACUGCGGGACCCUCGGAGAAGAAACCGACUCCUGCAACAAAGCCUUCUGAGAUUAAGCCUCAGGUCUUCGGUCUAGAGCAGGUUCUCAACCACCUGGGUGCUGGGUCUGUCGACCAGAACGAUGUCCAGCAAUUUUUGAACGCGUUGUUUGGCGGGAAUGACUCGGAAACAAAGAAGUCUGAGCCCCAGGCCUCGUCGUCGGGCUCGGUCCCAACGCCUUCUUCCCCAGUCUCGACUGUGAAGCGGGAGCUCGAAACCCGUCUGCAGUCUGAGCAGGCCAAAGAAGACCAAGAUCUCGCCGAGGCCAUUCGCCUGUCUCUUGCCGAUAUCGAGGACGCCGCUUCACAAUCGAAGGGCAAGUCAGCAGCUCCGGCUCCGGUCCCCGACGUCUCUGCAUCAGCUGCAGAGAUCAGAGCCAUCGAUGCUGCGUUCACGCAGCUUUCCAGCGACUUUGCUACCCCCUCCGAUCUCGAGUUUUCCUCCUCUCGUACAAGCUCCCCCGUCCGAUCGUCCUUCAGCUCGAGGCGAGCGCUGACUCGUGGCCUAUUGACAAGAUUGGACUCGGUCGAGAGUUUCGGUGAUGACGGGUUGAGGCACGCGAGGAAGGAGGUCGUGGCGAAGGUCGAGGGUGCACUCGAGGAAGUUGAGGCUGUCGUCGAGGCCAAGUGGAGAGAAGUUCGUUGGCAGGGAGAGGGAGGCCGAAGCUGUCCUGAGGCCACCCCUGCUCCAGAAGUCGUCGAAGAGUCCUCUCCCGACGUCUCAUCUGAAACCGACUCCGCUCCGCCGUCCUUGAAACCAUCUCAACUUGAAGCCAGCGCUACGGUUACACAGCCCUCUGAGUCCGUCGCCACCCUCAAGCCAUACGAUGUCGAGCCUGUCGACGAAUCUCUGCUGCCCGCCGAAGUAUCUAACCCUCCAACCAAAGCGUCGGCUGUGAAGGAAGAGGAUGUUGCGAGUGAUUGGUCUGAGUUGGAUGCUUGA